Acaulospora colombiana is the source of this 174-nucleotide messenger RNA. The record is from the annotation of a GenBank genome assembly. NCBI's taxonomy places the organism in Eukaryota, Fungi, Glomeromycota, Glomeromycetes, Diversisporales, Acaulosporaceae.
ACACUGACAAAAGUUGGAGCGCCAUGGGACUUGUCGAGUCGCAGGACGGUCAGUGACCAAGUUCAAGCUAAACUCAGAGAGCGCCUAACGGGGUGCGGCUUUCCGGGCCUUCUUAGUGAUUCACGAUACAAGGAUUAUUUACCUAAAAUCUGUAUUCUGUUACAAGAUGUAUAG